UUCUUCUCAUAAAUUCUUUCUAUAACCGUACUUUCCAAUUUUCACUCUCUUAUAUAUUCAUUUAUUCAUAUUCAAAAAUCAACCCUAUAUUCCACACAGCCCAACUCAACAACUGUCCCUUCCUUCUUCGUUCACUUCUCCUAAACUAGGAAUCAUCACUCCACCGCCAAAAACAAAAACAUACUACAAAUUCUAUAUAUUAUCCUGUGGACAUUCAUUUACUGCUGGCUCUUUUCUUGAAUGAAACAACCUAUAUUAAUUCAACCUCAUCAUCAUCAACAUUUUUCUCUCAACAACAACAACAACAAAGUUGACUGUUUUCUCUGCUGCUGCGGGGUGGUGGCCCGGCCGAGGUGGAGUUGUUUUCCGACUACUUCUUGUAAAGUUGGCCGCUUCUUUGUUGGGGUUUUGUUGUUUUCCGGGCGUUCAAGAAGAGCCAGAAUCUAUGGCUGGUGGUCAUGAAGUCAACAUCAAUGAAUCUAAAAGGGUAGUUCCAUUAAACACAUGGGUUCUCAUUUCUAACUUCAAGCUAGCAUACAAUCUCCUCCGCCGCCCUGACGGAACAUUCAACCGUGACUUAGCGGAGUUUCUUGACCGUAAAGUGAACGCCAACACCAUUCCAGUUGACGGGGUUUUCUCUUUCGAUCACGUCGACAGAGCCACCGGUCUUCUCAACCGGAUUUAUCAACCCGCACCGGAAAACGAAGCUCAAUGGGGCGUUAUUGAGCUCGAAAAGCCGUUAAGCACUACUGAAAUCAUCCCCGUUAUAAUCUUCUUCCACGGAGGAAGCUUCACUCACUCGUCCGCAAACAGCGCCAUCUACGACACCUUCUGCCGCCGUCUUGUCAGCACGUGUAACGCCGUUGUUGUAUCCGUUAACUACCGCCGGUCACCUGAGUAUAGAUACCCAUGUGCGUAUGAUGACGGCUGGGCAGCUCUAAAGUGGGUUAAAUCAAGAACUUGGCUUCAAAGUGGUAAAGAUUCAAAAGUUCAUGUGUAUCUAGCCGGUGACAGCUCCGGCGGAAAUAUAGCUCAUCACGUCGCCGUAAAAGCAGCCACGGCGGAUAUUGAAGUACUUGGCAACAUACUGCUUCACCCCAUGUUCGGCGGCCAAGAAAGAACGGAAUCCGAGAAAAGAUUGGAUGGGAAAUACUUCGUAACGGUGCAAGAUCGUGAUUGGUAUUGGCGAGCAUUUCUACCGGAAGGGGAAGACAGAGAUCAUCCGGCCUGCAAUAUAUUCGGUCCGAUGGCGAAAAAAGUUGAGCAAUUGAAGUUGCCGAAAAGUUUAGUUGUUGUGGCUGGUUUGGAUCUUGUUCAAGAUUGGCAAUUAGCUUAUGUUGAAGGGCUACAAAAAAGUGGGCAUCAUGUGAAGCUUCUUUAUCUAGAACAAGCUACAAUUGGGUUCUACUUUUUGCCCAAUAAUGAGCAUUUCUAUAGCCUUAUGGAGGAGAUUAAAAGCUUUGUCAAUCCUAAUUGUUAAUACUCUAAUACUACUACUUAACCUUACCUAUAGACCAUGGUGCCCGGAAAUUUCUCGAGUUUUUUGGUUCAACGUUCCGUGUUUCGAAACCCAUUUAGGUGUUUUCGUAUCUAUAUGGUAUGUUGCACCUAAAUUUCUCGACCCCUAAAGUUUGACAUCUUCGUAUCUCGACACCCGUCUGGGCGUUGCUCAAUUGGGCGUUUUCAGUUCUGAUUUUGUGCUAGAUAGUCUAUAGGCAGCCAAAUGCAUAACAGAAGAUUGACACUUCACUUGGGUUAUCUUUUUUUGCCUUCCCUUUUGCAGUGGUGGUGUGUAGUUAUAAAGAUUGUGUAGUAUUAUAUACUUGUUAACAUGUCACCACUAUAGGAUUGGUGGUGAUCUGAGUUCUGCGUCUUUGGAACUAGAUAUAGAAUUUACAAUGGACCCUGGUUCACUUUUCUGGCUAUAAAUAAUGAGGAAGGAACAAGUGUUGAGGGUAAUAUUUGAUGAUGAUCAUCAAUUGGUUCAUUAAUUUUCAGUUUAACUUAGAAAUGGAAUGUAUCCAUGUUGCUAUGAACCUGUUUGUUAUACUUGUGUAUUAGAAAUAUAUUAAAGAUUUUGUUUGCUAAA
Mercurialis annua (annual mercury) is the source of this 2089-nucleotide messenger RNA. RefSeq names its product gibberellin receptor GID1B-like. Lineage: Eukaryota; Viridiplantae; Streptophyta; Magnoliopsida; Malpighiales; Euphorbiaceae. Gene Ontology annotation, cellular component: nucleus; cytoplasm. The transcript is spliced from 2 exons. Gene Ontology annotation, biological process: floral organ morphogenesis; raffinose family oligosaccharide biosynthetic process; positive regulation of gibberellic acid mediated signaling pathway. The record is from RefSeq and is a predicted model, not a curated record. The coding region runs from base 446 to 1480 and encodes 344 amino acids. Gene Ontology annotation, molecular function: hydrolase activity; gibberellin binding.